Phalacrocorax carbo (great cormorant) is the source of this 1198-nucleotide messenger RNA. NCBI's taxonomy places the organism in Eukaryota, Metazoa, Chordata, Aves, Suliformes, Phalacrocoracidae. The record is from RefSeq and is a predicted model, not a curated record.
GCAACGGCGGAAGUGGAAGGGCCGCGGCCUGUCUCGGAGGGAGACCGGACGGGACCGGGAGGCGCCGCCGUUGCUACCGCCCAGCGCAGCCCCGCCGAGCCGCCAUGAGUGACCAGCAGCUGGAUUGUGCCUUGGAUUUGAUGAGGCGCCUGCCUCCGCAGCAGAUAGAGAAGAAUCUCAGUGACCUCAUUGACUUGGUCCCAAGCCUCUGUGAAGAUCUCCUCUCCUCCGUUGAUCAGCCGUUGAAGAUUGCACGAGAUAAGGUCGUAGGGAAAGACUAUCUAUUGUGUGACUACAACAGAGAUGGAGACUCGUAUAGAUCACCAUGGAGUAACAAAUAUGAUCCUCCCCUGGAAGACGGUGCCAUGCCAUCUGCUCGCCUGCGCAAGCUGGAGGUGGAAGCCAACAAUGCCUUUGACCAGUACAGAGACUUGUAUUUUGAAGGUGGAGUCUCCUCUGUCUACCUCUGGGAUCUGGAUCAUGGUUUUGCCGGGGUGAUCCUCAUUAAGAAAGCUGGAGAUGGAUCAAAGAAGAUUAAGGGAUGCUGGGAUUCCAUCCACGUGGUGGAGGUUCAGGAGAAAUCCAGUGGUCGUACCGCUCAUUACAAGCUGACCUCCACAGUGAUGCUCUGGCUGCAGACUAAUAAAACUGGUUCUGGUACCAUGAACCUUGGAGGGAGCCUUACCAGACAGAUGGAGAAAGAUGAGACUGUGAGCGACUCCUCUCCACACAUAGCCAAUAUCGGACGCUUGGUAGAGGACAUGGAAAACAAAAUCAGAAGUACACUGAAUGAGAUUUAUUUUGGAAAAACAAAGGACAUCGUUAAUGGGCUGAGAUCUAUUGAUGCUAUCCCCGACAACCAAAAGUAUAAGCAGUUGCAGAGGGAGCUUUCUCAAGUGUUGACCCAGCGCCAGAUCUACAUCCAGCCUGAUAACUAAACCAAUCCAGGUCUGUGCAGACUUUUGCAGACAAAUCAAAACAAGAAGCUCUUAAAAACGACCUGGUGGAGGCUUUGAAGAGAAAGCAGCAAAGUUAAAAUACUCUUCAUGCUAACAAGACAUGCCAUGCACUCGUUAGAUUCCUUUCUUAGAAAACUCAUCCCCCCCUUGCCCUUUUCUGUUACGUCACGUCACGAUUUGCAUUCAGUACUACCCAUGCAACGCCAUCUUCUCCCCAUGAAUAAAGCUGUACAAACUUU